This is a messenger RNA of Nyctereutes procyonoides (raccoon dog), 1477 nucleotides long. It is a transcript of the gene OTUB2, whose product is annotated as OTU deubiquitinase, ubiquitin aldehyde binding 2. The record is from RefSeq and is a predicted model, not a curated record. Gene Ontology annotation, biological process: negative regulation of double-strand break repair; protein K48-linked deubiquitination. NCBI's taxonomy places the organism in Eukaryota, Metazoa, Chordata, Mammalia, Carnivora, Canidae. Gene Ontology annotation, molecular function: ubiquitin binding; cysteine-type deubiquitinase activity. Gene Ontology annotation, cellular component: nucleus. The transcript is spliced from 7 exons. The coding region runs from base 284 to 1084 and encodes 266 amino acids.
CUGAAGGCGCGUGGAGUCCCACCCACUUUCUGUGACGUCCUGCGUCCCAGCUGCUGAUUGCCCGCCUGAGACGUCAAUCGCGGGGCGUGCGUCUCGCUGGGACACAGUGGAGGUCUAGCCCGAGGUUUGCGGAGCGGUCGGGUGCAUUCUCCGCUCGCCCCCGCGCCCUCGAGGCCCCCGCCGCCCGGCCCAACGGCGGAGCCAGCCGGUGGCUCCCGCGGCGCCCUCCCGCACCGGAUCGCUGCCCGCUGGGGCGGGACCUGGCCCGACGGCUGCGGCCACUAUGCCCUCCAGAGCAGAGCCCUGCCUCUGGGCCAGGAAGCUUAUCUCUGGGUUGGAAUGGAUCCAGGCUCCAGCUGGGCUGCAAUAUGGACUUUGGCCGAGUGAAACAUCUUUCAACCUAAUAUCAGAAAAAUGUGACAUUCUAUCAAUUCUUCGGGAUCAUCCUGAAAACAGGAUAUACCAGAGGAAAAUCCAGGAACUCAGCAAAAGGUUCACCGGGAUCCGCAAGACCAAGGGGGAUGGGAACUGCUUCUACCGGGCCUUGGGCUAUUCCUACCUGGAAUCCCUGCUGGGGAAAAGCAGAGAGGUCCUCAAGUUCAAAGAACGUGUCCUGCAGACCCCAAAUGACCUCCUGGCUGCUGGUUUUGAGGAGCACAAGUUCCGAAACUUCUUUAAUGCUUUUUACAGUGUGGUAGAGCUGGUAGAGAAGGAUGGCUCAGUGUCCAGCCUGCUGAAGGUGUUCAAUGACCAGAGCUCCUCGGACCAAAUCGUGCAGUUUUUGCGCCUGCUCACCUCAGCCUUCAUCAAGAACCGCGCAGACUUCUUUCGACACUUCAUUGAUGAGGAGAUGGACAUCAAAGACUUCUGUACUCAUGAAGUGGAGCCCAUGGCCAUGGAGUGUGACCACAUCCAGAUCACAGCCCUGUCUCAGGCACUGAACAUCGCCCUGCAGGUGGAGUAUGUGGAUGAGAUGGACACGGCGCUGAACCACCACGUGUUCCCCGAGGCUGCCACCCCUUCCGUUUACCUGCUCUAUAAAACAUCCCACUACAACAUCCUUUAUGCAGCCGAUAAACGUUGAUUAAUUUUAGGCCAUGCAGUGGAGCCUGUCACCUAACGGGACUGCAUUCUAAAUGGAACAUUCCGGCUUUUCAAUUUUUUAAGCAACUUAAACUAUAGUUAGAAAAUGUACAGCCUUUUGGGCAGAGUCACUGGGAAUGAGGCCUACCCAUUAUGGACUGUGGUAAUUUGAGGAUCAAAUGCUUUCUAACUCAGGGCUACAAAGCCAGAACCCCUGGCUCUGCCCCCAGUUCCCUGAGGCCCUGGGCAAGUCACCUCCCCUCUCUGGGCCUGUUUCUUCAUCUGGAAAAGGUAUUUGCCAGCACUGUAUAUUGUUCUACUGUAUAAAAAUAGGCCCUCUGGUUUCCUUUCACCAGGGGCAGAACCUCUGUGGGGGAAGAAAAGCUCAAGGUCA